Striga hermonthica is the source of this 1671-nucleotide messenger RNA. Lineage: Eukaryota; Viridiplantae; Streptophyta; Magnoliopsida; Lamiales; Orobanchaceae. The record is from the annotation of a GenBank genome assembly.
AUGGACGUCCGCCGGAGGCCCACCAAGCCUUCACCCGCCAAAACGUCCUCCGCCGUGGAUCACCACCAUUCUUUCUCCCCCAAGGCCUCCGAUGCUCUCCCCCUUCCGCUCUACCUAACCAACGGCAUUUUCUUCACUCUGUUUUUCUCUGUGGCCUACUUUCUACUCCACCGGUGGCGCGACAAGAUCCGCAACUCCACCCCGCUCCACGUGCUGACGCUCUCCGAGCUCGCCGCGAUCCUCUGCCUGAUUGCCUCCUUUAUCUACCUUCUCGGCUUCUUCGGGAUCGACUUUGUCCAGUCCUUCAUUUCCAAAUCCGAUGGCGAGGACGAGCACCAGCAGUUCAUCCUCCACGAGGAUCGCAGCAUCCACGGCACCCUCCCGCCGCCGCCGCUGCCGCUGCCGAUGGAGCUCCCGGAGGACGACGAGAGGCUCGUGGACUGCGUCGUCUCUGGAGAAAUCCCGUCCUAUUCUCUGGAAUCGAGACUGGGGGACUGCCUCAAGGCGGCCAAGAUCCGGCGGGAGGCGGUGCAGCGGCUGACUGGGAGGUCCAUGGAAGGUUUACCUCUGGAAGGGUUCGAUUACGACUCCAUUUUGGGGCAAUGCUGCGAGAUGCCUGUGGGGUACGUGCAGAUACCGGUGGGCAUAGCAGGGCCGCUGCUUCUAAACGGGCGUGAGUACUCGGUGCCGAUGGCCACGACGGAGGGGUGCCUGGUGGCGAGCACAAACAGGGGGUGCAAGGCAAUCUUUGCAUCUGGUGGGGCCACCUGCGUGUUGCUUAGAGAUGGCAUGACCAGGGCCCCAGUGGUGAGGUUCUCGUCGGCAAAGAGGGCCACGGAGUUGAAGUUCUUCUUGGAGGAUCCUCUGAAUUUCGAGAUGUUGUGCGUUGUUUUCAAUAAGUCAAGCAGAUUCGCGAGACUCCAAAGCAUUCAAUGUGCAAUUGCUGGGAAGAACCUUUACAUGAGAUUUAGGUGCAGCACAGGGGAUGCCAUGGGGAUGAACAUGGUCUCCAAAGGUGUUCAGAAUGUAUUGGACUUCCUCUUGAACGAUUUUCCGGAUAUGGACGUGAUUGGUAUUUCUGGAAAUUACUGUUCGGACAAGAAACCUGCUGCUAUCAAUUGGAUAGAAGGGCGUGGAAAAUCGGUUGUGUGUGAGGCAGUUAUCACUGGUGAUGUGGUGUCCAAAGUGUUGAAAACUAAUGUGGCUUCCCUUGUCGAGCUCAACAUGCUCAAGAAUCUUACUGGCUCGGCUGUUGCGGGUUCUCUUGGUGGCUUCAAUGCGCAUGCUGCAAAUAUUGUGUCUGCUGUGUUUAUAGCCACAGGUCAGGAUCCAGCCCAGAACAUAGAGAGUUCUCACUGUAUAACCAUGAUGGAAGCUGUUAAUGAUGGCAAGGAUCUCCAUAUCUCUGUUACUAUGCCAUCCAUCGAGGUUGGCACCGUUGGGGGUGGAACCCAAUUGGCAUCACAAUCGGCUUGCCUGAACCUGCUUGGCGUGAAAGGUGCAAGCAAAGAGUCCCCAGGCUCCAACUCCCAGCUGCUGGCCACCAUAGUUUCCGGCUCAGUGCUGGCAGGCGAGCUGUCCCUGAUGUCCGCCAUCUCAGCUGGUCAGCUCGUCAAGAGCCACAUGAAAUAUAACCGCUCAAGCAGGGACAUCACCAAAAUCACCUCCUAG